Molecule: messenger RNA, 3308 nt
Organism: Vigna angularis (adzuki bean)
Lineage: Eukaryota; Viridiplantae; Streptophyta; Magnoliopsida; Fabales; Fabaceae
Product: CLP protease regulatory subunit CLPX3, mitochondrial
Exons: 12
Coding region: 548-2368 (606 amino acids)
Biological process (GO): protein catabolic process; proteolysis; protein folding
Cellular component (GO): mitochondrial matrix
Molecular function (GO): ATP binding; ATP-dependent protein folding chaperone; ATP hydrolysis activity
Source: RefSeq, a predicted model, not a curated record
UUUAUAGAAACCAAACCAGAAAUGUAGGAAAUGGCUGCAAUCCAACACAGGAUGAAGUGAAGAAGAAGAAGAAGAUGGUGAGAGUUAAGAAUUUAGCAUUAACAAAAUGGAUUGCACAUCAUAUAUGGUCAAAGUGUUAAAAAUAGAAUAAAAAAUACAACACUUUAACCAUCACCCACCCACUUCAUACACUUCCUCAAAUCACAGAUAGAGAGAGACACAAACGUGUGUCAUGUUCUUUGUGUUGGCAGUUUUCUUUCCUUCACCGAGAAACACUCCUUAGCUCUAUCUUCUUGCUCAAUCCUCUCCCCUCCAAUCCAACUUCUCCUUCAUUCUCUCUCUUUCUUCCCGUAUUCUUCUCCCUCCCAUAAAUUCACGCGCACCCAUUUUCUUAUCCGCCCACACAGAUCCAAAAUUAUUCUCCUUUUCACCAUUCCACGCUAAUUUCUCAACUGGGUUAUCCAAAUUCAAAGCAUUACUUUACUAAUUAACGCAAACCUAAUCCCAAGUUCCCGAUUUUGGCUUUUUGGAUCAAAAUCUUCGACCCAUGUCGCGACUCUUUGGUAGAUGGAAGAAGGCGAAGGAAAUGGCGUCGCUUUCGGGGUUUCUGCCACGUGGGCACCAGCGAAUCGGGUUAAAUUUUUGCCCAAUUUCGACCCAGCUGAAUAUGAUAUCCGGCCACCGGCGGUGGGAGGCUCAGGUGGGGGUUCAGGAGCGGUAUAAGUGGGACCGUGGCGGGUCGGACGACAACCCGACCCGGAAGAUCCGGGCUGAGGCUAAUUGUCCACGUUGUACUAAGGACAUGAACCUUGUUUUCUCUAAUCGCCAUUUUCCCACCCCACAAAGUGAGUCUAAUUCUGAAUUGGAUGGCGAGGGAGAGAGAGAAAAGGGUUACCAAGCGGUUAACCUUUGUCCGAGUUGCAAAACUGCUUAUUAUUUUCGCCCUUAUGACACUACACCUUUGCAAGGUACUUUCGUGGAGAUUGGUAGGGUCAGUAGCACUAACAAUAAUGGUCUUAAUAAUGUAAGUGGUAAGGGACAUUCAACUAGGAGGAUCACACAUGGGAAAGGUGGUGGCAAAGAAGGUAGUAGUAGUACUAGUAGGGGUAUUCAUGGAGGAGAGGAAUCUGGCCCUAAGAGUAAUAAUAGUGCAAGUAAAUGGCUUGAAGUGUCAUUGUGGGAGACUUUGAUGUCAUACAAUGGUGGUGGUGGUGGUAAUGGUAGUAAUGGGGAGCCACCUGAGUCGUGGCCUGGUGUUAAUGGGAAUGAGAAUGGGUUGGCUGUGCAUACUCCUCCAGGGCCACCUUUUGCACCUGGGAUUAAUGUUAUCCGGGCUACGGGGCCGCGGAAUGGUGGUUCAGAUGGUGGUGGAGGCAAUGGUGAGAAGACUGCCUGGGGAGGGUCUAAUUUGGGGAAGGAUUUGCCCUCACCGAAGGAGAUAUGUAAGGGUCUUGACAAGUUUGUUAUUGGCCAAGAGAGAGCCAAGAAGGUGCUUUCUGUAGCUGUUUAUAACCACUAUAAAAGAAUAUACCAUGCCACUUUACAGAAAGGGUCAACUGUAGAUUCAGAAGUAUUAGAUGAUGACGAUAAUGUGGAUCUAGAAAAGAGUAAUGUUCUCUUGAUGGGUCCAACAGGUUCAGGGAAGACAUUACUUGCCAAAACACUGGCUCGAUUUGUGAAUGUGCCUUUUGUCAUUGCUGAUGCAACAACCUUAACACAGGCUGGUUAUGUUGGAGAAGAUGUUGAAUCAAUAUUGUACAAACUACUAGCGGCAGCAGAUUUCAAUGUUGCAGCAGCUCAACAAGGAAUAAUUUACAUUGAUGAAGUUGACAAAAUAACUAAGAAGGCUGAGAGCUUAAAUAUCAGCAGGGAUGUUUCUGGUGAGGGUGUUCAGCAGGCAUUAUUAAAAAUGCUGGAAGGAACUAUAGUAAAUGUUCCUGAGAAAGGAGCCAGGAAGCAUCCAAGGGGGGAUAACAUUCAGAUGGACACAAAAAAUAUUCUUUUUAUAUGUGGUGGAGCAUUUAUCGAUCUUGAAAAAACCAUUUCAGAAAGACGACAAGAUUCUUCAAUUGGUUUUGGAGCACCAGUUCGUGCCAAUAUGAGAACUGGUGGAAUAACAGAUUCUGUAGUAACAUCAUCUUUACUUGAGUCCGUGGAAAGUGCUGAUCUUAUUGCGUUUGGCCUCAUACCAGAGUUUAUUGGACGAUUCCCCAUCUUAGUCAGCUUGUCAGCUUUAACUGAAGACCAACUUAUGAUGUUUUGUAUAAAUUUUAAUCAAUGGGAAAAGGUGUUAGAAAGGGUGUGUCUGAUAGGAUCCUCGAGCCCGAUUUUGAUGAUGAGCAAGAAUGGGAUCAGUUGUUGGACUUAACUCUGAAAAAGCCCAUCACAUGAAAGUAUACUGUAGAAGGAAGAAAGAGUGUUCAAAAGACAGAAUUAGUUAGUGAGGUGGAACACAGUUACUGCAUUUGCAGAAGGAAUUCUAUUAGCAUUUCUGUUUUACAGCUUACUUCAAUAGAACAGCAGGGGAACGAGGGAAGGCAGAAAAGAAUAUUAAACAAGGGUAGUUUGGUAGGUGUCUCUCUGGAUAUGAGUCCUAGGCUCUGGUUUAUCUUUUUCAUUGAAUGCAAUAACUAUGGUAGAUUCUCUUUUUCAUCAAAUAAUACGGUUGCAGUGAAAUCCUUGUUGGGGUUUCCAUCAGUGGCUAUUCCUCCUCUCUCUCCUCUCUCUCUCUCUCUCUCUCUCUCUCUCUCUCUCUCUCUCUCUCUCUCUCUCUCUCUCUCUCUCUCUCUCUCUCUCUGAGUACAUAUAUAUAAUAUAUAAAUCUUAAAAAUGGCCUGAACUGGUUUUUAUUUAUAAUUAUAGCAAAAUUGGAAGAAGUUCCUCAAGGUAGUUAUAACAGUGAGAAGACUUGAGUAUUGUGGUGUGCCCAAAUCCCAUACUGUGUAGUAUGGGACUCUCGGUAGAGUAUUUUAAGUGUGUGGUUCUUCCUCCUUAAUAGCUGGCUUUUGAGGGUGGAUUCCGCAAGUACUUGAUACUUAGCAAUAGUUCUUUGAUUGUACGAUUUCCCUAAUUGCGUGACUGUCCUAUAGUUAUUGAAACACCCAUCUAAAAAAGGUGAUCUCUUUUUAUUUGAUGUUGUUGUUGAUGUUGAUGUUGACACUUUAUCCUCUCUUUUCAGUUAUAGUAAAGCAAGGAUAUUGAAACGUUUUUGGGAAACUAGAAAAGAUUUUGAAAGAUGGGAAUCCCUUUCUUUCUAGUAUGUUCCUUCAUAUUUAGAUUUUGAAAAUAUAGUCAUAUGACUAUUGGGU